CGUUAAGUACUCUCUCCCUUUACGCCUUCCUCAGACUCUCGUCGCUCCUCCUCCUGACCCGCCCAUCUCCUCUAGGGUGGAAGAAGGGUGAGGGGACUGAGAACGCUGGGCUGAAUCUGAGGGACGUGUGAGCUCGACUCAGCUCACAGCUGAUUGCAAAAUUAUCUGGAACGAAUGCUUGAGCUUAGUCCUCUCUGUGCUGCAUAGCGUGUGGAGUGGUAGUGAGUCUGCUGAGAAUAGUCUUGAAGUUCAGGUUGACCUUGAACUUGCUACAUAGCCCAGGCUGUCCUUGAAUUUGUGGAGUUGGAUCCUCCUGCAUCAGCCUCUUGCACUACUCCCAGUGCUGGGAAUUCAGGUGAAUUAUACUUUAAUGUACUACAGAUUGUGUACUAUGGAUGGAAACUGUUAAAGUUUAUAAUGUCAAAAACUUUUCUUAGACAAAAGGUAUCUUCCAUGAAGGUGACAGACUGGGUAGAUGCAUCAUUUGAUGAUUUUUCAGAAACCACCGGCUUCUCUACUGUUCCUGCCACAUCUUUAGGGGUGAAUAACUCAAAUCACAGAAGAAAGAAUGUGCCUUCCACAUUGGAAAGCAGCAGAGCUCCAGCUGGAAAAGGAGGAAAGCUGUCUUCCUUAGAACAGAUUUAUGGUCCAGAAAAUUUUAAAGAUUAUUUGUCAGAAAGUGAACCAUGGGUAGAUAAAUAUAAACCUGAAACUCAGCAUGAACUUGCUGUGCAUAAGAAGAAGGUUGAAGAAGUUGAAAGCUGGUUAAAAGCUGAAGUGUUGGAACGGCAACGAGAACAGGGUGGCUCUGUCUUAUUAAUAACAGGUCCUCCUGGGUGUGGAAAGACUACUACUAUAAAAAUACUUUCAAAGGAACAUGGUAUAGAAGUACAAGAGUGGAUUAAUCCUGUUCUACCAGACUUCCAAAAAGAUGACUUCAAGGAGCUAUUUAAUUUUGAGUCAAGUUUCCAUAAAUUUCCAUAUCAGUCUCAGAUAACAGUGUUCAAAGAAUUUCUACUAAGAGCAACAAAGUAUAACAAACUACAAAUGCUUGGAGAUGAUCUGAGAACUGAUAAGAAGAUAAUCCUGGUUGAAGAUUUACCUAAUCAAUUUUACCGAGAUCCUCACACUUUACAUGAUGUUCUGAGGAAAUAUGUGCAGAUUGGCCGAUGUCCUCUUAUAUUUAUAAUUUCUGACAGUGCUAAUGGAGAUAAUAAUCAUAGGUUACUAUUUCCCAAAGAAAUUCAAGAAGAAUGUUCCAUUUCAACCAUUAGUUUCAACCCUGUGGCACCAACAAUUAUGAUGAAAUUUCUUAACCGAAUAGUGACUAUGGAAGCUAAUAAAAAUGGAGGAAAAAUUAUUGUCCCUGAUAAAACUUCUCUAGAGUUGCUCUGCCAAGGAUGUUCUGGUGAUAUCAGAAGUGCAAUAAACAGCCUCCAGUUUUCUUCUUCAAAAGGAGAGAGCAGCUUAUGGCCAAGAAAAAAAGGAAUGUCCUUAAAAUCAGAUGCUGCACUGUCAAAAUCGAAGCGGAGGAAAAAACCUGAUACAGUUUUCGAAAAUCAAGAGUUCCAAGCUGUUGGUGGCAAAGAUGUUUCUCUUUUUCUCUUCAGAGCUUUGGGGAAAAUUCUAUAUUGUAAAAGAGCACCUUUAACAGAAUUGGACUCUCCUCGGUUGCCCUCCCAUUUAUCAGAGUAUGAACGGGAUACAUUACUUAUUCAGCCCGAGGAAGUAGUAGAAAUGUCACAUAUACCAGGAGAGUUAUUUAAUUUAUAUCUUCACCAAAACUACAUAGAUUUCUUCAUGGAAGUAGAUGAUCUUGUGAGAGCCAGUGAAUUUCUCAGUUUUGCAGAUAUCCUCAAUGGUGACUGGAAUACGCGCUCUUCACUCAGGGACUAUGGCACAUCUGUUGCUACACGAGGUGUGAUCCAUUCCAACAGAGCCCGGGGAUUCGCUCACUGUCAAGCUGGGGGAUCAAGCUUUCGACCAUUGCACAAGCCCCAGUGGUUUCUAAUACAUAAGAAGUAUCGGGAAAAUUGCCUGGCAGCAAAAGCACUUUUUUCUGACUUCUGCCUACCCGCUUUGUGCCUCCAGACUCAACUGUUACCAUAUCUCACGCUGCUAACCAUCCCAAUGAGAAAUCAAGCUCAGAUUUCUUUUAUCCAAGAUAUUGGAAGACUGCCUCUGAAACGACACUUUGGAAGGUGGAAGACAGAGGCCCUGGAUGACAGGGAGGUGGCACCAAUGGACCCUGACAUCGGAGACAAGAGCAGGCCUGGGGAUGCACAAGAGGAGCCAACCCUGGCUCUCUGGCUGGAAACAGGGUCCUCACCCCAGAGUCAGAGCAGUGGGAGUGAGCUCCUAGCCAGCCAGCCCCAGCCUUUCACCUGGCAGCUAGAUGUGGAGGAUGACAGCGACGUGAUCAUAGAAGAGUAUGACAGUGACGCAACAUAGGAGCCCCUUCUGGGCUGACUGCACUGCCAGAUUCCUUGGAGUUUUCUUUGGUGGUAUUUGAACCGUUCCUGUUCAGUGAAUUACAAGCGGUUGUUCCUCCUCUCCUGGUUCAUCAAGAGGACCUGGCUCUCCUGCUGUCUUGGAGAGAUCAGACCUCCACGCACACUGAGUUCUUUCUCUAGUAUUUAUUUAGGCCUGCGACUGAGCUAGGGAGAGUUGUUGUGUUUAUACUAAACAUCAGAAAAUGUGAAGGAAGGACCUGGAAUACAAAAGUGAUACAGAGUGUUAUAAAUGAGUGUAAAUAAACUUUGUGCCUUAUUUACAGUUUGUCUCAGUCCUCUCAGAUGUUUCUUUUUAUAUGAUGUACAGUGCAGUAUUUUACUCUUGGAAAAAAUGUACUCAUCAGGUGUAAUGGUGCGUGUCUGUCACCCCAGUACUCAGGAGGCUGAGACAGGGGGGUCACUGUGAGUUCGAGGCCACACUGAGCUACAUAACAAGACCUUGUCUCCAAAUUUAAAAAAGGAAAGUAUGCGAUAAUAAUUUAUGCCAAGAUUAAAAUGUGGGAUUUCA
Messenger RNA from Cavia porcellus (domestic guinea pig), 3021 nucleotides. RefSeq names its product RAD17 checkpoint clamp loader component (gene Rad17). The coding region runs from base 418 to 2451 and encodes 677 amino acids. NCBI's taxonomy places the organism in Eukaryota, Metazoa, Chordata, Mammalia, Rodentia, Caviidae. The record is from RefSeq and is a predicted model, not a curated record. The transcript is spliced from 18 exons. Gene Ontology annotation, cellular component: Rad17 RFC-like complex; nucleus. Gene Ontology annotation, biological process: DNA damage checkpoint signaling; mitotic DNA replication checkpoint signaling; DNA repair. Gene Ontology annotation, molecular function: DNA clamp loader activity; chromatin binding.